AUGGAAUAUACUUGGCACAUGGAAGAACCAGGCAAUCAAGAGGAUUCAAGAGUCAAUAGAUUACAAGGAAGAAAUCAAGGUCCGGGACUGAUAGACGAGUUGGAGGCAUUCAUGGCCCCCGUCGGCGAAGGCUGUUAUCCACCGCAGCCGCUCGAUGCACGCCGAAUCGGGGGCCAUCAACUGCCAGAAAGUCCACCAGACUCCGGAUCAGAAAAUCCUUACAGUCCUUCAGAGACACAAGUGUCCCACACGAUAGCGGUUACACAAACCGCCCUGGGCGCAGAUUACAUGCUGGUCCAUGAACCCAUUUCCACUCACGAGAUCCUUCAACAAAGUGGUGACUAUAUAUACGAGGAGCUUAAGUCGGAUAACCUGGACCAUGAAGUCCUGAGGACCAAUCUUAAUGACGUAGUAGUUUUACCACAAGACCCCAACAUUGUUGAGUUGGGGAUAAGGACGGUACGUCACGAUUUAGGGCUGGACCCAAUCACGUAUCAAAAUCGAUACAAUCAGAUAAGAGUCGAAAUGCCAGAACUGGAGCAGGGCAUGAUAAACCCACAGCUGGUUGCUUUGGGUCACGACACUUUGACCCCUGUGUAUACCAACCUACAAGAACCCAGUGGGAAGAAGAGGAAACAUUCACAGGAUAUUAAAUGUGAGCCAGCGGCGUUAUCACCAGAAAGUGUCAACCAUAAUGUGCGACCAGCGCCGCCAUCAGUGGACGGCUCUGAGGCCGGUGAUGAUGUACCAUUACAAUGCAUCAGAUUCGCGCCUUUCCAGCAGGCUUCCUGGCACUUACUGUAUGACUGUAACCUCAAACCGCUCCCAACUCCCUCCUACGUGGUUGGAGCGGACAAAGGUUUCAACUACUCGCAGAUCGAUGAGGCAUUCGUCUGCCAAAAGAAGAACCACUUCCAGGUCACCUGCCAGAUACAAGUGCAGGGCGAGGCGCAAUAUGUUAAGACAACGGAAGGAUUUCAGAUGAUUAAGAAUAUGUGUUUACAUUUCUACGGCGUAAAGGCUGAGGACCCAACUCAGGAAGUCAGAGUUGAACAAAGUCAAUCAGAUAGAACAAAGAAACCUUUUCAUCCAGUACCAGUUGAACUCCGGCGUGAGGGGGCCAAAGUUACAGUCGGACGUCUCCACUUCGCGGAAACGACGAACAACAACAUGCGCAAGAAAGGCCGUCCGAACCCCGACCAGCGCCAUUUCCAGCUAGUGGUGGCGCUACGAGCGCACGCAACGCGCGACGAUUACAUGAUCGCCGCGCACGCGAGCGACCGGAUUAUCGUACGGGCCUCGAACCCCGGGCAAUUCGAAUCGGACUGCUCGGAGAACUGGUGGCAGCGUGGCGUAUCGGACAACAGCGUGCACUACAACGGGCGCGUCGGCAUUAACACGGACCGCCCCGACGAGUCUUGCGUUAUUAACGGCAAUUUAAAAGUUAUGGGCCACAUAGUGCACCCAUCAGACGCCCGCGCUAAGCACAAUAUCGAAGAGCUGGACACUGCGCAACAGCUUCGUAACGUACAAAGCAUACGGGUGGUUAAGUUCAACUAUGACCCAUCGUUCGCGGAGCAUUCAGGGCUGCUGGGUCACGACCCGCGACGGGCAGCGCCGCACGCCGACACCGGCGUCAUCGCCCAGGAAGUGCGAACAGUACUGCCCGAGGCCGUCAAAGAAGCGGGCGACAUUACGCUGCCUAACGGCGACACCAUCCCCAAAUUCCUCGUCGUCAACAAGGAUCGUAUCUUCAUGGAGAACCUUGGAGCAGUGAAAGAGCUUUGCAAGGUGACGGGUCAUUUAGAGUCUCGCAUUGAACAGUUGGAACGUGUCAGCAAGCGUCUUCACCGCAGAGAUAGCAACCGUUCCAGCCUUAGCAAUGAUUCACGUUUCUCUGGCUUGUCGACUUCAUCGAAAUCAUUUUAUAGUGAUGGCAAUAUUUCCAUAGAUCAAAUACGAGAUAUAGCGCGAAAUAUCCGCCGUCACGAAUACUGCCAUAAAUUGAGUCACAAUUCCCCGAAAUACACUAGAAAGCAAUGCAAAAACUGCCACGGAAAUUAUGCUAAAUAUGGAAAAUAUUAUAACUAUAACAAGACCUGUGUAAGAUACCAUUCAAGCAAAAGUGACAAAGUCGAAAGCUCUGACAAUUAUCCUACGUAUGUGAGCACCUUAGAGUCAAACCCAGUCCAAAAAUUGACGGAUGAAAAUUAUAGCACUCUAUCAAAACAAAAAGACUCGUGUCUUUGGCUUAGGGACGAGGACAGUUUGCCGUAUGGCAACAAUAAAUUACCAUUCUGUUGCCGACGGAAGGAUCGAUUUGGGGAUGCCAGCAGUGAAUUGAUUUCGAAUAAGUUUUUGCAAAUUGUUAUCACUAUAUUAAUUUUUAUUAUGGCUAUAUGCCUGGUUGUUAUGACUGCAUUAUACUUUAGAGAACACCAGGAACUAAUAUCCAUGAAGGAGAUUAGAAUGCACGAGAAAUUUUCGAACUACCCGCAUUACGGUAAAUUUAAUGCCAAUGGUGGUCCGGCUCACAGGGCAACGCCCUCUGAUCAAAAUCAAAUUCAGAACUCUAAACCAUCGCAACACGCAGCUGCAAAGAAAACUGCCAAAGAGAAAGGACCACUUAAGACCACGCAAGAGUACACAACAACAACUACAGAUACAUCGCACUCCUCGACAACAAUCAGCCACGCCUCAAGGAACUACGUGAGGAACGUGCUUAAUAUGGAGCCAUCACCGCAGCCGUUGCGCAUGGAGAGACUCAUAUCGCUGUCUCGAGUAGCCGAUGUAGUUGGAAGUGGUUGCACCUUUACAGUGAACACCGAUAACGAACUGGACGCUGAAUGUCAGUCCUGUGGUCUCGAUACACCCCAAACUUACGAAAAUCAAGAACCCUUAGAGCGCUCCAGUUCGGAAAAAGACCUAAACGAAACAUUUGCACGGCCCUUAGAGAUAACUCUUAAAGAAUUACCAAGCAUCCCAGUUAUCCUAGAGAAAAACAACUCUGAUACAUUAAAGAAAGAAAACGAGUCGCUUAGGAGUCAGAUACAAGAGGAAAUACUUGCUGAGUCAAAUUGGUUAGAACCGAAUAAACAAAAUAGCACUGAGGUAAGGAUGAGAAGGGAAAUAAGAGGAAAGGAUAUGAGAGGGAAGCGGGAAGUGAGGGAGACAAAUGAAGCCCUACUGAGAAGCAGUUCUGAAGAGAUGAUAUUGACAGAGCAGUCAGAUGAAGUGCCCUUAGGUCAAGAGUGCGAGAGCGUGAGCGUUGGCCUGUCCAGCAAAUCGGUGCUGAAUGCCUCGUUGUUUACGGAGACGGUCUGCGGGCGCGGCGUGCACAACUAUACGUACGGCGUCCCUUUGUCGCACUGUCUGCAUCACAAGCACGUUGACAUCACUUUCAGAACUUCAAAACUGAAAGAGAUAAGACUCUGUGACCUUCACUGCAAAUACGAUACCUUAAAGAACUGUCAACUUAACCGAGAGAUAGCCAAACCUGUACCCUCAGGAGACAUUUGGACCUCAAAGAUGACUCUGGAUUGUAAUAUGGAUCGGCAUAUGAAAAUCCGAGCUAGUUUCACGCCGUUAAAGGACCUGUGCUACCUGAGUUCUGAACAAAAGAUACCGUUUGUCGAGUACAACAUUCACAUUUAUAGAGAUUGUCGUAACAAUUAA
Parnassius apollo (apollo) is the source of this 3675-nucleotide messenger RNA. NCBI's taxonomy places the organism in Eukaryota, Metazoa, Arthropoda, Insecta, Lepidoptera, Papilionidae. The record is from the annotation of a GenBank genome assembly.